UCUUAAUAAUUUUGGCAUUAUCUACCAAUUACUAUUGUCUUUGUCGUAGUCUAGCAACCGUAUCUACCUGUUAAGCACACGAUAAGACGAGUAUUACUUUGCUUACACAACAGACAACAGUUAGCAUUGUUUUCUUGACUAUAUAUGGUCAAAUCUCAAAUGUCAACCAAGUAAAAACUAAAAACCCAAUACGUACGCAAUUGUUUUGCUAGCUUGUGUUGAAUGUUGAUGUUCUCUCGAUUCAUUAAUUUUAUUAAUAUGUCUAAUCAUCUUCUCGGUUUGGUAUAUGACUUGACUAACUGCAAAUUUAAUAUUAGUUCCAUAUAUAAAUUGAUCAUCAUCGACGGUGAACACAAUACAACUCUCAACAAAUAUCUCGUAUUCAAACCAAUCCUUAAAGAAUAAUGUAUCCAUCUAACCCAAUAUCUAAGAUUAGUUACCAACUCCAACGGCUUUCACAAAUUUCCACAAAGUCUACUCUAUAAAUGAUGGAAAUAUGGAACCCAUUCUAUCACAAGAAACUCAAUUAGUUACAAGAAACCGAUUAAGUUAAACCCCAAUUACUUUUGUAGAAAAUCAAGCAAAAGAAUCCCCCAAAAUGGCUGUAUCAUUGAACAUUCUUAUCGUAGCCCUCUCCCUUAUCGCCUUCUCUCCUCUUUGUUUGAGUUCCAAAGCCUAUGGAAGUGGCGGCUAUCUCUUCCCUCAAUUCUACGACCACUCAUGUCCUAAAGCUCAAGAGAUUGUUCAGUCAAUUGUCGCCAAAGCCUUCGCACAGGAUCCUCGCAUGCCCGCCUCCUUGCUCAGACUCCAUUUCCACGAUUGUUUCGUCAAGGGAUGUGAUGCUUCCAUACUACUGGACAACAGUGGAACCAUAAUCAGCGAGAAACGAUCAAACCCUAACCGAAAUUCAGCUCGUGGUUUCGAGGUCAUCGAAGAGAUCAAACAUGCCUUAGAACAAGAGUGUCCUGAAACAGUUUCUUGUGCUGAUAUCUUGGCUCUAGCCGCUAGAGACUCAACCGUCAUUACAGGUGGACCGAGUUGGGAAGUACCUCUAGGAAGAAGAGACGCGAGAGGAGCAAGCUUGAGUGGUUCCAACAAUGACAUUCCUGCUCCCAACAACACUUUUCAAACUAUCCUCACUAAAUUCAAGCGUCAAGGCCUUAAUCUUGUCGAUCUUGUCUCCCUCUCUGGAAGUCACACCAUUGGAAACUCAAGGUGCACAAGUUUCAGGCAGAGGUUAUACAACCAGUCUGGCAACGGCAAGCCUGAUCUAACCCUAAACCAAUACUACGCCUCCGUGUUGCGUAAGCAAUGUCCAAGAUCCGGCGGUGACCAAAACCUCUUCUUCCUCGACUUGGUGACACCCUUCAAGUUCGACAACCACUACUUCAAGAACCUCAUCAUGUACAAAGGGCUAUUGAGCUCUGACGAGGUUCUGUUCACAAAGAACAGAGAGUCCAAGGAGCUGGUGGAGCUCUAUGCUGAGAAUCAAGAGGCCUUCUUUGAGCAGUUCGCGAGGUCGAUGGUGAAGAUGGGGAAUAUCUCUCCAUUGACCGGCGCGAGGGGAGAGAUCCGGAGAAUCUGUCGGAGGGUUAACCAUGCAGCUUAUUAAUCAAACCCUUAUACUAUAUAUCAUGGUUUAGUUUCAUGCAUUUGUUUGGCAUGGACGACGUGUCAUCUAUUUCUUUUGCCUUUCUUGUAUGAAUGUGUGCUCUCCCUCGAGUGUAUUUGAAGAUUUAUUUUGGUGA
Messenger RNA from Brassica napus (rape), 1748 nucleotides. Its product is annotated as peroxidase 72. Gene Ontology annotation, molecular function: peroxidase activity; heme binding. Lineage: Eukaryota; Viridiplantae; Streptophyta; Magnoliopsida; Brassicales; Brassicaceae. The transcript has 4 exons. The record is from RefSeq and is a predicted model, not a curated record. Gene Ontology annotation, biological process: response to oxidative stress; hydrogen peroxide catabolic process. Bases 599 to 1612 code for a protein of 337 amino acids.